Messenger RNA from Gigantopelta aegis, 2108 nucleotides. RefSeq lists its product as uncharacterized. NCBI's taxonomy places the organism in Eukaryota, Metazoa, Mollusca, Gastropoda, Neomphalida, Peltospiridae. Gene Ontology annotation, molecular function: pyridoxal phosphate binding; transaminase activity. The record is from RefSeq and is a predicted model, not a curated record. The transcript has 6 exons. Bases 462 to 1784 code for a protein of 440 amino acids. Gene Ontology annotation, biological process: polysaccharide biosynthetic process.
UAAAUAUUUAUUUAUGGAUACUAACUUUGUUAACGGUUUUUUCACCAUUAAAAAAAAUGUAAUAAUAGUUGUAUGUAGGUAAAAAUGUCUAUCAAGAAGCAUAUGCACUGGAAAUCAAGAUAUUUAUGAGACGUACAAGAUGGUUUUAAUUUUGGAAUCCACUGACUCAGAAGACGACAGCCAUUAAGAUCAAAGUGAUGAAAACAAUUGUGACUAAAAAUAAAAACAUUGUAUGAGAGAUCCCCUAAAUCACCCUCCAUAAUUUGGUGACAGGACCACCUGGGCCAUCAUAAAAAUCAGGGUGAACAUUCUGAUUCUUGGCAAUAACUUGAAUAAGUGAGAAAUUUGACCUGGCCUGGACAGCAAUAACAAGAAGAUAAGGAAGCAGCCCAUGAGUUAUGAGAGGAGAAACAGGUGACAUUGUGGACAGUCCAGCUGAAGAGGGAUAACUUCAUCUCAUUAUGUCUACCAUCAUGGGCUUUUCCAGCAUGCUGCCCUAUACCUGUAUAUACAUUGAUGCUGACUUCAAACACUUGUGUUCAGCCAUGUGGUACUGCCUCCACUGUCCAUCAGACCGUGUCUCAUUAAUCAAAUCUCUUCAGAAAAUAUGGACCACCUCAUCGAACCCCAAUCCUGUGCUGCCUCUCCUGUCCGUCAGAACUGGCCUUGACCUUUACCUCACAGCCAAGGCCUUUCCUCCGGGGUCGGAGGUCAUCAUGUCGGCCAUUAAUAUUCCCGACAUGGCAGUCAUUUUGAAAGAGCACAAGCUGAAAAUAAUUCCUGUUGACGUUUCGUUGGAUACGACUGCGCCCAAAACAGAAAUGCUGGAGAGUCUUAGAUCGGAGAAAACUGUAGCAUUGCUGGUGACCCAUCUGUAUGGGAAAUGGUUCGAUAUGGAGCCAGUGAUAUCGUUCGCCGAGAAAUACAACCUCGCGGUCAUUGAAGACUGUGCGGAAGGUUUUUGCGGCUUCAAAAGACUCGGUCAUCCGAAAAGCGACAUCGCUCUCUUCAGUUUCGGACUCAUCAAGUACUACUCAUCAUUCGGCGGAGCCAUUGCCAAAAUCCGGGAACCGGACAUCUUCGAGAUGAUGUCGACAGAUUACCAGAAGUGUCCCGUUCAGAGCCACACUACAUAUUUCACCAAACUCCUUAAAUAUUCCAUCGUCUAUCUCUGCCUUAACUGCCCCAGCUUCAUUGGACCAGGCUACUUGGUGAUGAAGGGUGUUGGGAUAAACCACAACGCCAUCAAACACUUGGUAGUGAACUUGAGUCGCGGGUUUCCCGGGCAGCUUUUGGUGAACAUCCGCAAGCAGCCGUCCACGGCUCUGUUGUCGCUGAUGGUGGAGCGGCAGUCGGGUUUCUCACAGAAGGAGAUUGACCUGUGUAGGGUGAAGGGGGAGUACAUCCACGCCCGUCUCCCCGACAGUCUGGAGGUCGUCGGGUCGAAGUGUGACGUCAACAAUUACUGGCUCUUCCCCAUUCUAGUCGAGGACCCAGAUGACUUCAUGGAGACUCUGAACUCUCUAGGUGUGGAUGCUUACCGCGGCGCCACUCAGCUCAACCUCAUAGAGCCAUCAAACGGUGCUGCCAUGCUGCACCCGUCUGCUUCCAUGAACCAGCUGUACCCCCACGAAGCCAAGUACAUGAUAGACCACGUGGUCUACCUCCCCGUCAACAAGAGUGUACCCUUCCACAUCCUCGACAGACAGCUCCACCUGGUGCGGAUGGCACUGAGGAUGCGCAAACAGUCGCUGCGUGAAGUCAAACUACCAGCAAAACUGUGAUAGCAACUUUCUACACUGCUGCUAGUAUUGUUUUACAGAAAUAUGUUCAUCACUUCUGAUGCAAUCAUUGUCCAACAUUUCAGCAGCCAUCAACCCAUCUUUCUCAGAGACACAAUCUUAUAAUCAUGGGGGUGGGGGGAGAGAGAUUUCUGUGCAUGUAUUGCACAAGGUGUUAAGUCGCUAAUAAAAAUACAGAUUUACAUACAUUGUACCAGUAGUACUCCCAUGUUGUUUAUAGUGCGCCAGAAUAUUAUACCACAAAACUGCAUUGUGGUCGAGUGGUAUAAAUCUUGUGAACUAUAAAUGCUUAACAAUCAGUUUAUA